AUCAAAUGUGCCGCCAGCGCUCCAGAAGCUCCGCAGCCUGUUGAGGGAUCGGAUGGAGUUGGAACGCUGAGCUGCACACUGAAUGUUUCCUUCUCCUUCUUGAGUAAAGCAAUCUCAUGAACAAUCUCAACUACUGAUGAACUAUGGUCACUCUUUGAGAGGAAGCGCUGGACUCCAGGCAUGUGACAGCCGCUGAGGUGGAGGUGGCCGGGUGAAAGAUGACUUUACUGGCAGGCGAUGGUUCGGAUUAUGACUACAGCGCUUUGAGUUGCACCUCGGACACCUCUCUGAACGCGCCGCCCAUCCAGGAGCAAGAAGCCCUCAAGGGCGUUUAUUACAAACGGGCACAACGACUGCCUCUGACCGACCCCGGCAUCCCCGAUGCUCUCCAUCCAGACGACAACGGCAACCUGCCGUCCUGUGGCCAGCGGCUGCACGUCAUCAUUAACGUGGGCGGCCUGCGGUACCAGCUUCCCUGGACCACGCUGGAGGACUUCCCCCUCUCGCGUCUGGGCCAGUUGCGCCUGUGCAGCAGCUUCGACGAGAUCAUGCGGGUGUGCGACGACUACGACGUGGUCCACAAUGAGUUCUUCUUCGACCGCAGUCCCUGCGCCUUCCGGACCAUCCUCACCUUCCUGCGCGCCGGGAAGCUGCGCUCUCUGCGCGAGAUGUGCGCCCUGUCUUUCCAAGAAGAGCUGCUGUACUGGGGCGUCCCGGAGGAGAGCUUGGAAUGGUGCUGCCGGCGACGCCUCCUGCAGCGCGUGGAGGAGUGUGACGAACUAGAGCGGGUGGUGGAGGAGGAUGAGGAUGACGAGGAGGACAGUGGAAGCGGAUUGGCCAGGGAGUCCCGUCUCGGACACUGGAUGGGAAAACUAAGAGACAUGGUGGAGAAGCCUCAUUCCGGCCUCCCCGGGAAGAUCUUUGCCUGUCUGUCAGUGCUGUUCGUCACCAUAACAGCCGUCAACCUUUCCAUUAGCACCAUGCCUGCCAUGAGGGAGGAAGAGGAGACUGGCAAAUGUUCUCAGAUGUGCUACAACAUCUUCAUCGUGGAGACGGUGUGUGUGGCCUGGUUCUCGCUGGAGUUCACGCUGCGCUUCAUCCAAGACCGCAGCAAGCUGGCCUUCCUCCGGCAGCCGCUCAACCUGAUCGACGUCGUAGCCAUCCUGCCCUACUACAUCACGCUGGUGGUGGACAGCACCUCCACGGGCGAGAAGCGCUUGGGCUCGGGCAACAGCUAUCUGGACAAAGUGGGCCUGGUGCUGCGCGUGCUGCGUGCGUUACGCAUCCUCUACGUGAUGCGGCUGGCGCGCCACUCGCUGGGACUCCAGACGCUCGGGCUGACGGCGCGCCGGUGCACGCGGGAGUUCGGCCUGCUCCUCCUCUUCCUCUGCGUGGCCAUAGCUCUCUUCUCCCCACUGCUCUACCUGAUCGAGAACGAGGCCGGAGCCACGCGAGAGUUCAGUAGCAUUCCUGCAACGUACUGGUGGGCUGUGAUCACCAUGACCACGGUGGGUUACGGUGACAUGGUGCCGCGCAGCAUCCCCGGACAGGUGGUGGCGCUCAGCAGCAUCCUCAGUGGGAUCCUGCUCAUGGCGUUCCCCGUCACCUCCAUCUUCCACACGUUCUCGCGCUCUUAUGUGGAGCUCAAGCAGGAGCAGCAGCGGCUGCUGCAGCGCAGGACUCACUUUCUGCUGCGCAGCCGCAUCGCCGGUCUGGGCAGCAACAUGUCACUGGAGAGCGACGUGCUUUUUCCUAGCAUCUCAUCGGAUCACAAAAUCCAUGAGGAAUAGGAGGACGCAAACAUGGAGGACGCUAAUGAACACAGAAUAUAAAGCAGGUGUCUUCAUAUCUUGAAUGUCGUUUUACGCAUUGUCCAUCAACAGUCCGUUAAAGGGAUUUCAUUUUCAAAACUGAACAUCUUUUAUCAUUUCCUCACCCUCAUGUCCUUCUAAAACCCUAAGGUCCUUGCACACUUGAGUCCAAAACUGUUUUUAUAUUUGUCAUUCUUUCCUAUCAAAAUGCUUGCUAUGGAUGCGAAAACACAGAAACUGAUCCCACAUUUUAUAUAACGGACAAAACUUUCAGAGGCAGUGUGUAAAGCGUAUUGACACAAAGUGAGGUCGUACUUGGGUUAAAAGGAUAAUUAACAAGCCCCCCCCCCCCCAAAUAAAUAAAUCUGUCAUGAACUUUCCAGCAGAACUGGCUUCAAAGUUUAAGUUGAACAUAUCUAAACCUUUCAGACCCUCCUGAUGGAGGUCUUUGGGUUUAUUUGAAAAAUACUAGAUGUAAAAGUGAAAGUAAAUAUGAUAAGGCAGAUCUUAAUGAAACGGAUCACCAAAAAUGAAAAUUCUGUCCUGAUUGAAGGCCCGUUCACAAUAAGGUCACUAACUACAGUAUCAUGAUAACUAUGAAGUUUUAAUAAUAGUUCUUAUUCUGUGAAAAAAAGGGAAGUCCACACCGAAACUGUAACAACCAAACAAAGGAACAACAACAUUAGGAUCACUUUCAAACUUUCGGAACCUUCAUGUAAUUUCAAACCACCUACUGUGAAACACAAAAAUAGAUUUUUUAAUAAUCCAAAAAAAAAAUUUCCCAAAAGAUUCUGAUGAAUGGGCGACUGGCACUUUUCAGGCAUCAAAAAUGACAUAAGCUGCAUAAAUGUAAGUUUAAUAAAAAAAAGUAUUUUUGCGCUAUAUAAUGCCUUUUGAAUUUGUAAAACAAAAGAUGUAAGAUGUAAAACCUUAACUAAAUAAAAAAUAAUAAUAAUAUAUAAAAAGCUAUAUAAAAAUUUUAAAAGGCAAAAAUAAUAAAAGUGACAAAACUAAAACAAUUCAAACAAUUCAAAAUAAAUUAUGUACACUUAUUUAUUGUUAUAGUGUUUACAAUAUGAAUGAUAAUGUGUAAUACUACUAUAUAAAACACUAAAAUAAACUCAAGAACGCAUCAAAUUACAUGACAUGAGUGUUAAUAAAGAAUGACAGAACUUCAUAUGCUUUUAAAAUAUGCCUUUAAGAAGCAAAACAGAACUGAAGGCAAGACUUUUUUGUUGUUGUUGUUGUUAAGGCCCCUUUUCAAAACCUUUCUGCCUAAAGGUGCUUUCACACUACACUUUGAGUAUGCAAAAAAUAUAUAUUUCUGUGUGACAUUUACAUCUUGUAUUGAUCAAACAUCUUUAUGAAUUCACAGAUCACCAAAUUUUGAUGCACAGCAAAAGACGAAUUUUGUGCACAUAUGCGUGCGUUCUCGGUUUCCCAUAUUUGCAUGCAUAUGAAUAGAAGCAAAUGGAAAACAAAGGUGCAUGUGAUUGCACCUAAAACAGGAAAUGAUUCAAUAUGAUGGCCAUCAACACUGAACUCUGUUGAAUCCACACGUUUCUCAGUACUUCAGUACUGCAUGAGAAUCUUCCCUCUGUGCAAAUUUAACAAACACAAAUCACAUCACACACUAACUUGUCAGUCAAAUGUUUUUAAACACCCGGUUUGUGUUCAAAGUUUAGUGCUGCUGAUAUUUGCUGAAGUGUAUGAUUCAAAUCCAUAUGAACUGCAGAUGUCAUGCCAUAUAAUUCUGUACCACAAUAUACAAUCUGUGAUGUUUAUUGCAAAGAAAUCAUCUGCCAGGAACAUCUCCCCAUAUAAUUUCUCAAGUCACAUGCUGUUUUUUUAAUUAUUAUUUAUAUCAAUAAUAAUAAAUCACAGGACAUGAAUA
Messenger RNA from Carassius gibelio (silver crucian carp), 3705 nucleotides. RefSeq names its product potassium voltage-gated channel subfamily G member 1-like. Gene Ontology annotation, biological process: regulation of delayed rectifier potassium channel activity; protein homooligomerization; potassium ion transmembrane transport. Gene Ontology annotation, molecular function: delayed rectifier potassium channel activity. The coding region runs from base 219 to 1790 and encodes 523 amino acids. NCBI's taxonomy places the organism in Eukaryota, Metazoa, Chordata, Actinopteri, Cypriniformes, Cyprinidae. The transcript is spliced from 3 exons. The record is from RefSeq and is a predicted model, not a curated record. Gene Ontology annotation, cellular component: voltage-gated potassium channel complex; membrane.